Messenger RNA from Papaver somniferum (opium poppy), 3306 nucleotides. RefSeq names its product protein EFR3 homolog. The record is from RefSeq and is a predicted model, not a curated record. Lineage: Eukaryota; Viridiplantae; Streptophyta; Magnoliopsida; Ranunculales; Papaveraceae. The coding region runs from base 185 to 3067 and encodes 960 amino acids. The transcript is spliced from 20 exons.
UAAAAAAUUAUUAAAACGUUUAUUUUUCCUUCCAAAUAUCAAUCUUUCGGGAUUGAAUGUACCAUAAUCCAAAAUAUAAAGGAAGGAAUUCUUCUUCACAUUAUUAUUUGACUGUCAGUCUUCCCUAAUCAUUUUCAGAAUUUUUUGGAAGAAUUGAAGUGAAUUUGUGGAGAAGAAGGUGAAGAUGGGAGUAAUGUCGAGACGGGUAGUGCCCGUCUGCGGCAACAUCUGUUACUUGUGUCCUGCUAUGAGAGCUAGAUCAAGACAACCUGUUAAACGUUACAAGAAAAUUCUAUCCAAUAUCUUCCCAAAGAAUCAGGACGCGGAGUUGAAUGAUAGGAAAAUUGGCAAGCUAUGUGAAUAUGCUUCGAAGAACCCUUUGCGAAUCCCCAAGAUUACAGAGUACUUAGAGCAGAGAUGUUAUAAAGAUUUGCGGAUUGAGCAUUUUGGUUCUGCAAAGGUUGUAUUAUGCAUUUAUAGGAAAUUGCUAUCGUCAUGCAAGGAUCAUAUGCCAUUAUUUGCCAGCAGUUUAUUGUCCAUUGUACGGAUUCUACUGGAGCAAACACGACAAGAUGAGAUGCGCAUUUUAGGGUGCCACACACUUGUUGAUUUUAUAAAUUGCCAGAUAGAUAGCACACACAUGUUCAAUUUAGAAGGCCUCAUUCCUAAACUUUGUGAACUGGCUGAAGAACCUGGGGAGGAUGAAAGAGCUCUUCGUUUACGCUCAGCUGGAUUGCAGGCACUUGCUUUCAUGGUGUGGUUCAUGGGUGAAUAUUCCCAUCUCUCAAUGGACUUUGACAAUAUAAUUGCAGUAACAUUAGAGAACUAUACUGAUCUCGAAAUGAAUCCUGACAAUAGCACGCAGCAGCCUCAAAAUUCUGAGCCUCAUGGCCAAUUGGUCGUGCACAAGGCUGGUGGAGCAUUACCAGACUCUGUAAAUACCAAGCGUGCGUUGGAUCCUGCAAUGAGCCCCACAUACUGGUCUAAGGUUUGUCUACACAAUAUGGCCGGAUUUGCUAAGGAAGCAACUACAGUACGGCGAGUUUUAGAGCCUCUUUUUCGUACUUUUGAUUCUGGGAACCACUGGUCUUCCGAGAGUGGGAUUGCUUCUUCUGUUUUAUCAGAUUUGCAAUUGCAUAUGGAGAAGUCAGGGCAAAAUACCCAUAUUUUAUUAUCUAUGCUAGUCAAGCACUUGGAUCACAAUUCUGUCUCUAAACAACCCUGUAUGCAGAUUGACAUUGUUAACCUUACCACUUUCCUUGCUCAACAUGCAAAGGUUCACGCCUCGAUUGCAAUCCUUAAUGCAAUAAAUGACUUGAUCAGACAUUUACGUAAAUGCAUGCAAUUAUCAAUGACACCGUCCCCAGACAAGGAUGAUACAGAUAAGUGGAACAUGGAUCUUCGUUCUGCGAUAGAAGAGUGCCUUGCACAACUCUCAAAUAAGGUUGGGGAUGUGAGUUCAAUUCUCGAUAUGAUGGCAUUGAUGUUAGAGAAAGUUCCUACUACACCUGAGAUGGCCAGAGCAACUAUGUCAGCUCUUUACUGCACGGUGCAAAUAAUAUCUACCAUCCCUAAUUUAUCUUAUCGCAAACAGGCUUUCCCUGAAGCUCUGUUUCAGCAGCUGAUGUUAUGCAUGGGCCAUCCAGAUCCUGAAACACGAGUUGGAGCCCACCGUGUGUUCUCUGCUGUGCUCAUGCCUUCACUUAAGUUUCCUUGGUCGGAUCCUUGUGGAAAAUCUUCACUACCUCUACCAGGUCUCUCUUCUUCAGAUGGUCUCUCUGAGAAGGCGAUGAACGGUAGAUUUGCAGAACAUGGACAAAUUAGGGAUAAACCAGAUGUCUAUGGAGUUAUUAGAGAUAACAGAAGCCAAAAUUUGGAGGGUUUAAGUUCCCUUCGGUUGAGUAGUCACCAAGUGGAUUUUGUGCUUUCGCUGAUCUGGGUUCAGGCAGCAUCCACAGAUAACACUCCUACAAAUUUUGAGGCGAUGUCUCACACUUUUAACCUUGUUGUUUUGUUCUCCAAGCCCAAGACUUCCAGUCAUACGGCUCUAAUUCAGUGUUUCCAGCUGGCAUUCUCACUUCGAAGCAUCUCUCUCGAGCCAGAAGAUAUAGGAGGUUUGAAGGCAUCUCGUAGGAGGUCUAUCUUUACCUUGGGGUCAUCCAUGCUUAUAUUUUCUGCCAAGGCAGCGAAUCUUCCAGAACUACUUCCCUGUGUUAAAGAAACUCUCACAGAUAUAACGGUUGAUCCUUUCCUUGAGCUGAUAGAAGAUACUAGGUUGCACGCUGUUUACGUGACUUCAGAUAGUGGAAAACCAGCAUACGGAUCACAGGAAGAUGAAAUUGAAGCUUUAAAGUCUCUUGCUGCAAUUGAAGCGGGUGCGGGUGAUAUAGAGAUGAAAGGAAUUGUUAUAUCCCACUUCACGAAGUACGGAAAAUUAUCAGAGGAUGAAAUAUCAGGAAUCAAGGAGCAGAUUCUUCAGAGGUUUUCACCUGACGAUGCAUAUCCUCUGGGAGCUUCUUUGUUCAUGGAGACACCCCGAGCAUGUUCUCCGCUUGCAAAAAUGGUUUAUCAGGCUUUUCAUGAGGUCAUGCCGGACGCCUUGACAGAUGAAGAAGCCUUCCCUGAAGGAGAUGAAGAUCAAUCAGAGCGCAGGUCAUCCCUCUCAAUCAACACGCUCGACAUUAUAAGCGUUAACCAAUUAUUGGACUCGGUUCUGGAAACUGCAAGGCAAGUUUCAAACCAUCCUGUUUCCACUACCCCCGUACCUUAUGCCGAAAUGAAAAAUCAAUGUGAGGCCCUUGUGACUGGAAAGUAUCAGAAGAUGUCAGUGCUUAGAAGUUUUAAGAAUGGAAAGGAAGUUGUUGGUAUUGGCUUUUCCACACGAAAUGAAGAUAAAGUUUCAGCUUUCUUAGACAUGAUAGCGGAUCCUGUGGGGGGUUAUCCAAAAUCGAAAGAUAGUAAGGUUCAGAGUCAAAAUCAACUCUUUUAUUCAAGUGAGUACAUACAGUCCUUUAGGUUACCGCCUUCAAGCCCUUAUGACAAAUUCUUAAAAGCUGCCGGAUGUUAAUGAGACUGACCAUCUGAAUGAUCUUUGUGUUCCAUUCUUUAAUUAUUGAGGCUUGCUUAUUGUAACAUAGUUUUCGUCCCCGGGAUCAAUUCGUUUGUGAUAUAUAUUUAACUGGUAUAUGUGAAAUCCAGAAAAUGGAGAUGUAGAGAAAGAAAUUGGUAUGUAAAAAAGGUACAAGCAAUGCUAGUGUGAUUCUUUUGCAUAGGCCAUCAAUAUAUUUUAUAGCCUUCUGUUUUUCA